UCCCGAACCUGCUUCGCCUUCGGCCCGUUUCUUCUCCUCCCUUGUACACCAUCUUCAACGUUCUGCGCAGCUUCCAGAUCCUUCCACAGGCUUCCAGCAUGUCUCUCAACUCCUUCCCCCUUAUAACCUCUCCCUCCGUUGCGCGAUCUCUCUCAUCCCCCAUAAUCCAAAAUCUACUCCCUUUCUCUCUCUAUCUCUAGCCUCUCGCUCGCCAUCAAUGGCCGCCGAAGCUCCCCAGUCGUCCCCCGACGCCGCCUCCCUCACCCUCGUCCUCCCCUUCUUCCUCGGCUUCUCCACCCCCGCGCCGCCGCCGGACCAAGCCGAAGCCGGCGCCGCCGCCGGGUCCCAGUCGCGGUUUGUCCUCAUCAACCCGUUCGCCCAGAGCCUGGUCGUCGUCGGGGCCGGCGCGGACCCCGCGGGCGGCGCCAAGGCCGGCGGCCGCCGGCGUCGAGGGCGUCCGUCGAGGCCAUGCCGAGCGUGGAGGUCGAGGAGGGCCGCGAGUGCGAGUGCGCCAUCUGCCUGGAGGGCGUCGCGGCCGGAGAGACGGCGCGGGAGAUGCCGUGCGGGCACAGGUUCCACGGGGGAUGCAUCGAGCGGUGGUUGGGGCUCCACGGGACGUGCCCCGUGUGCAGGUACGAGAUGCCGGUCGAGGAAGGGGAGGCGGGCGGGAAGCGGGAAGGGGGAGUCUGGGUAAGCUUCGCUUUCGGCGUCGGUGGCGGCAACAGUGACGAUCGCGUUCCUCCUCCUUCUUCUUCUUAGAUUUCUAGAGGCGAUCCUGAUCGCGAUAAGCGGCGAAUUGGGUCAAAGAUUCUUUCUUGUUUUCUUCGUUUCCUUUUUCAUUCUAUGUAGAUUGUACAGCGCUAUACGACUUUAAUUUAUUUCAAUGGUAAUCGUAGUGCCGGUAGCCAUUCUUGAAAA
This is a messenger RNA of Eucalyptus grandis, 918 nucleotides long. Its product is annotated as E3 ubiquitin-protein ligase MPSR1. NCBI's taxonomy places the organism in Eukaryota, Viridiplantae, Streptophyta, Magnoliopsida, Myrtales, Myrtaceae. The record is from RefSeq and is a predicted model, not a curated record. Gene Ontology annotation, cellular component: cytoplasm. Gene Ontology annotation, biological process: protein ubiquitination. Gene Ontology annotation, molecular function: ubiquitin protein ligase activity. The transcript has a single exon. Bases 469 to 759 code for a protein of 96 amino acids.